AUGUCUUCUAGUUCAGAAUUUGAAAAUCAUACUGAAAACUUGCCUUUAAUCAAUACUCCAUUUGAAAUUAAUUUGGAUGCUCGGUUAUCUUCCAUGUCUAUUGCAGUUCAUUUUGUUGAACAAUAUACUUGA
Molecule: messenger RNA, 132 nt
Organism: Racocetra fulgida
Lineage: Eukaryota; Fungi; Glomeromycota; Glomeromycetes; Diversisporales; Gigasporaceae
Source: the annotation of a GenBank genome assembly